Messenger RNA from Ctenocephalides felis (cat flea), 591 nucleotides. Its product is annotated as mitochondrial pyruvate carrier 1-like. Gene Ontology annotation, cellular component: mitochondrial inner membrane. Lineage: Eukaryota; Metazoa; Arthropoda; Insecta; Siphonaptera; Pulicidae. Bases 156 to 512 code for a protein of 118 amino acids. The transcript is spliced from 3 exons. Gene Ontology annotation, biological process: pyruvate import into mitochondria. The record is from RefSeq and is a predicted model, not a curated record.
UACGAAUCAAAAUAUAUUUAUUUCGUGCUAUGUGUUAAAUAUAUUAUUAUUAUUAUUAUAUUUUUACUUUAUUUUAUUACAAAAAUUAUUUAAGGUUAACCUAACUUUGGCCUUGUAAGUUUGAUAUUUAAAUACUUUGUGUAUACAUUUUAACUAUGGCAGCAACAAUUGGAAGAAAAUUAACAGAUCAGCUAAAAAGCAAAGAGUUCAGACAAUAUUUAAUGAGCACUCAUUUCUGGGGACCUGCUGUGAACUGGGGAAUACCUAUUGCUGCCAUAACCGACUCAUUCAAAGAUCCAAAGUAUAUAAGUGGAAAAAUGACUGUUGCUCUAACAUUAUAUUCCUGUAUUUUUAUGAGAUUUGCUUGGAAGGUCCAACCUAGAAAUUUAUUACUUCUUGCUUGCCAUAUAACAAAUGCAACAGCACAGGUUGUUCAAGGAUCACGAUUUGUAAAAUAUCAUUACUUAUCAGACAAUACGAGUGAUUUACAAGUCAAAGAAGAACAACAUUGAUUUAGUUUAAUUGAAAUAUGAUGAAAGUACAAAUAUAUAAACAUUGAAGAUUUAAGCAUAUAUAGAUAGAUGUGAAAUA